AUAUUAUAUAAUAUGGAUUCGUUUUUCAUUGCAAUUGAAGAUAAUAUAUUAACAUUAAACUUAUUGCUAUACUUAAUAAAAAAAAUUUAAUAGCUUGUUAUUGUAUUAGUAGACCAACCCUACUAAUUUUCAUAGUCUAAAAUAAAUGUUGAUAAAUUUACGGUAUUAUUUAUAAAUAAACAAAUUAUCAUAUAAUAUUAAGUUUUUAUCCUUUCUUGUCGAGAAGUGAAAACAAGUGUUGUGUAAGCCCUAGUCAGAAGUGUGUAGUGUAUGUCCAAAUUUCCAAAUGUCCCAAUAUCCAAGAAUUCACGAAAGCGAUGCCUUGGCCUUGCUGGCAUUGAAAUCGGCCCCAGCAAGUCCGUCCAAGCUCCAAUGGAGCCCCGAAAAUAAGGGCACGGUAAUCGCGAGGCUAGAAGGACGCGAGUUCGAGUAUUUAGUACGACAAAAACACAUAGUUAUCGGUCGCAAUUCGAGUAGAGGCGAAGUUGAUGUUAAUAUGGGACAUUCUAGUUUUAUUUCGAGGAGACAUAUAGAAGUAUUCUUCGAGCACCCCACGUUUUUAAUGACAUGCAAUGGAAAGAACGGUGUGUUUGUGGAUGGUGUUUUUCAGCGAAAAGGAGCCCCUGCAUUACAGUUACCGAGGACGUGUACGUUCCGAUUUCCAAGCACGAACAUACGGCUGAUAUUCCACUCGCUGGUUGACGAGGGGGGCGAACCGCCGCCACUGACCAGCCCCUCUCCAAGUCCAGGAAGACCGCUACCGCCACUUCGCAUCAGCAUACCGGAAAACGACACCGGAAGAAGUCCUUUCCCAUCGCCCACUGGCACAAUCUCAGCUGCAAACAGCUGUCCAACUUCGCCACGUGGUCACCACAAUCGCAGGAAUAUCCACGCCGAACUGCAGAUGGUUGCUUCGUACGCGGCGCAGGUCGCCCAAAACUCAUCCGUUUCCAAUAAUAAUCUGAUUACAAAUAAUAGUAAUAGUAUUGGUGCCAGCAGUAAUUUGGCAGGUAUUGCCAACCUGACUACAACAUCGGCACCCAUUGCUGGUGAUCAAACAUACGGUCAACAUAGGCCCGCAAGUAAUGGGCAGGCACCUUCAGUGAUUAUUACAGAGAGCAGUGGCUCAAGUCGCGACGAUGCAAAACCUCCAUACAGUUAUGCACAGUUGAUUGUUCAAGCAAUUGCUUCGGCUCCUGAUAAGCAACUAACAUUGAGUGGAAUUUACUCUUACAUCACAAAAAAUUAUCCUUAUUAUAGAACUGCAGAUAAGGGUUGGCAAAAUUCAAUAAGGCAUAAUUUAUCUCUGAAUAGGUAUUUUAUUAAGGUACCCAGAAGCCAGGAGGAACCUGGAAAAGGUAGUUUUUGGAGAAUAGACCCACAAUCAGAAUCAAAAUUGAUAGAACAAGCAUUUCGAAGGCGUAGACAAAGAGGUGUACCUUGUUUUAGAGCUCCAUUUGGUCUAAGUUCUAGGAGUGCUCCAGCUUCACCAAGUCAUUUAGGAAUGUCUGGUCUUGUUACACCUGACAGUUUAUCAAGAGAAGGCUCUCCGAUACCUGAUUAUCAUGAUCAAGGACCCAGCCAAAGCGCUCCGGGAUCUCCCGGUCAUCCUGGCAUAAACUAUAUGACCACAAGCAUAGUUAAUAUUGGUCCGCAUGGAAAAGAAAUUAAUUUACAAUCUCAUCAUGAAUACUCUCAAAAUGGUGACAGCUUACAUGAAGAAAAAUAUCUGGUUGCUGGAGGAAUGCAAAUGCAUGAUGAUAGAUCCUUAUCGCCACCAGGUUACAAUCAUCCGCCUGUUAUUGUAAAUUCAUCAUAUCCACCAUAUAGUGGUCCUUACAUGAGUCCAGAUAGUUCUCUGCCUAUGAAGCACUCUCAUAUGAUGACAAAUGAUACCAUGGAGGAUGGAAAUUCUGUGGAUGGUGAGCUGAUAAUAGAUCACGAGGAGUCUAAAAUGCAAAUGGAGCAAAGUAGAAUGUCACCUUAUAAUGGACCAAUUGAAGCUAAACGAUCACGGUAUGCUGAUGAAGAUGGUCAAUGAUGGCAGAGAUAGCAUUUUAGUUAUGAAAGACAAUUCAGUAAAUACCAAACAGAUAAUUAAAUAUUUCUAUACAUUGUUUUUGAUUCUGGUGCAGUUAAAAUAUUAUUCAAUGCUUUUAUUGUAAUGAUCUAUAUCAAUGUUAGAAAUAUGACAUAAGAUAUUUUACCUACCAAAGCAUCAACAACAAUGUGUUAAUAUCUGUAAUGUUUUCACAAAAAAUACAAAAUUAUGAUGGUUAUAUAAAAUAUAUAAGAUAUUUUAUCUGGCAAUAUAAUUUAUCACAUAUGUUAAAAUUUAUCUAAUGGGUAAAUGUUUUCCAAGUUAGAGAAAUUUUACAAUGAGAAAUAUUGCCAGACAUUCAUGUCUCAAUGUUCUUGUUGAGCUUUUAACAAUAUUUAAUCAACAAAUUAUCUUGUGAUGUCUCACUUAUUAAGCUAUUUCUGGAGAGAAUUAAGUAAAUUAAAUUUAAAAUGGUUAAGAAGGCAAUGCCAGAUAGGAGUCAAUAUAAUUUCUGUUUAGUAAAUUAUUUACAGACCAGUAACAAUCUAAACAAUAUUUCCACAGAUUUUUAAGUUACUACCACACAUAUAAGAAUUGAAAUUGUUUUAAUUUAUGUAAAUAUUUAUCAAUUUUAGUAGCACCUAAUAAUGUCUCAAGCUUAUGUUAAUUUUUACUAAUUAACAAAUAUGUGUUUAUAUACAUCUUAAGCACAUACAAAAAAUGUACUAAAUGCGAAAACAUAAUUUUAUGAAUAGCAACUUAUUCAAAUCAACAGUUUGUGAUAUUGUUUGAUUCUAUAUGUAUUUAUGUAUAUAUACAUUAACAUACAUAUGUAUAUAUCUAUAUAUAUAAUGGAAGUAAUGUCCAGUUUUAUGUACUAUUUAGAUUUUGUUUAAAUCAAAAGAUAUUCUAUAAUUUAACAGCAGCCAUUUUAAUUUUGUAUAAGAUGUCUGUUUUUAAAUCGGCGCAUUAAACCCUUUAUUAUAUGAAUGAAGUCAUUAUUUUACUUGGUAUUAUUGUAAAAAUGUAACAUCAAAAAAUGCUAAAGAAUAAAUAGAACUAUAGU
Messenger RNA from Ctenocephalides felis (cat flea), 3107 nucleotides. It is a transcript of the gene FoxK, whose product is annotated as forkhead box protein K1. Gene Ontology annotation, biological process: regulation of transcription by RNA polymerase II. The transcript has 9 exons. Lineage: Eukaryota; Metazoa; Arthropoda; Insecta; Siphonaptera; Pulicidae. Gene Ontology annotation, molecular function: DNA-binding transcription factor activity, RNA polymerase II-specific; protein binding; RNA polymerase II cis-regulatory region sequence-specific DNA binding. Bases 287 to 2041 code for a protein of 584 amino acids. The record is from RefSeq and is a predicted model, not a curated record.